CGCCGUCCGCGAUGCCGACACCGCCUCCGCGGAAGAAGCGCCUGGUCCGCGCAGGCCUCCUCGCCGCCGCGGCCGGUUACUUCGCCUUCGUCCUCCUCUUCGAGCUGCCCCUGCUGCCCUUUCUGGCGUCGUCCUCCCCCGCCGCCACCACCUCCUCCUCCUCCUCCUCGCUCCCCUUCCAGCACCCGCGCCGGCGGGAGCUGGAGGCCGCGGCGGCGGCGUUCACGUCCCCGUUCUCGCCCGCCCGCCCCUCCAAGCGGGCCUUCCCCGCCGCCGCCGCACCGGCCCCGGGCUCCACGCCGCGGCUCCCGAUCUUCUCUUCCCUCCUCCUCCUCCCGCGGCCCAAUGCCACGGCCACCCCCUUCGACAACACCGCCGCCGACGCCUUCGCCGCGGCCAAGCCGCACCUCGCCCACCUCCAGGCCACGGCCAACCCCACCGCCGCGUCUGCGCCCGCGUCGUCGCCGCCGCCGACCUGCCCCGCCUCGGUCGCCGUGCACCGGGAGCAGCUCCCCUACGACGGCGUCCGCGUGGUGGAGCUCCCCUGCGGGCUGGCGGUGGGCUCCCACGUCACCGUGGUGGCCCGGCCCCGGCCCGCCCGGCCCGAGUACGACCCCAAGAUCGCCGAGCGCAAGGACGGGGAGGCCGCGGUCAUGGUGUCGCAGUUCAUGGUCGAGCUGGUCGGCACCAAGGCCGUCGACGGGGAGGCGCCGCCCAGGAUCCUGCACUUGAACCCCAGGAUCCGCGGGGACUACAGCCGGAAGCCCGUCGUCGAGAUGAACAGCUGCUACCGGAUGCAGUGGGGACAGUCGCAGCGCUGCGAGGGCUUCGCCUCCCGCCCCGUCGAGGACACCGUUGACGGGCAACUCAAGUGUGAGAAAUGGAUCCGUGACGAUGACAGCAAGUCAGAGGAAUCAAAGAUGAAAUGGUGGGUCAAGCGUUUGAUUGGCAGGCCUAAGGAUGUCCGCAUCAUUUGGCCAUACCCAUUCACGGAAGGCAAGCUAUUUGUUAUGACUUUAACAGCUGGUUUGGAAGGUUACCAUGUUAAUGUUGAUGGGCGGCAUGUUGCUUCGUUUCCUUACCGCACUGGUUACUCUCUUGAGGAUGCAACUGCAUUAUCCCUGAAUGGAGACAUCGAUAUUGAGUCGAUUUUUGCUAGUUCUCUACCCAAUUCGCAUCCAAGCUUCGCUCCCGAGCGAUACCUUGAGAUGUCUGAACAGUGGAGAGCUCCACCUCUGCCCACUGAACCUGUUGAGCUUUUCAUCGGCAUUCUUUCUGCAGCCAGCCAUUUUGCUGAGCGUAUGGCUGUAAGGAAAUCGUGGAUGAUGUAUACAAGGAAAUCAUCCAAUGUUGUAGCUCGGUUCUUUGUGGCUCUGAAUGGAAAGAAGGAGGUUAACGCAGAGCUCAAGAAGGAGGCAGAGUUCUUCCAGGACAUUGUCAUAGUGCCUUUUAUCGAUACCUAUGACCUCGUUGUGUUGAAGACCGUUGCCAUUGCUGAGUAUGGGGUGCGCGUCGUCCCUGCAAAGUACGUAAUGAAAUGCGACGACGACACAUUCGUGAGGAUCGAUUCGGUACUGGAUCAAGUGAAGAAUGUUGGAAACGAUAAAAGCGUUUACGUAGGGAGUAUAAACUACUUCCAUCGACCACUAAGAUCUGGCAAGUGGGCAGUAACGUACGAGGAAUGGCCUGAAGCACUGUAUCCGAAUUAUGCUAAUGGACCUGGCUACGUAAUUUCAUCCGAUAUUGCUCGCUACAUCGUGUCCGAAUUCGACAACCAGACGCUUCGGCUGUUUAAGAUGGAGGAUGUGAGCAUGGGCAUGUGGGUGGAGAAGUUCAACAGGACGCGGCGGGCGGUGGAGAUCCGGCACGACGUGCGGUUCUACCAGUCGGGCUGCUACAACGGCUACUUCACGGCGCACUACCAGUCCCCGCAGCACAUGAUCUGCCUGUGGCGGAAGCUGCAGUCCGGGAGUGCCCGGUGCUGCAACGUCAGAUGACGCAUUGCGAGAGAGAGCCUGAUUUUGUACUCUUUCUUGAUCAAAGAGGAGAGAAACAGAUGGUGGUGGACGACGGGUCGGCAGCCCGUAAGCGCAGCUCUUCUGCGAUGGACACAGCUGACGACGACCCGUUACGACGGUGGGUUUGCAGGAGGAGGUUGCUCUUCUGGACCUUGUGAUGCGAUGAUUCUUUCAUUCUUUUGGUCGGUGGCCCGUUUGAGCUGCUGAUUCUGACAGCCCUGGUCGGCGUCCAUGGUCGGGGAUUCUCUUAUGCUGCUGCUGCUGCUACCACCUGUUGAUAUUUUUAGGUGGUAGAUCCAGUACAUGAGGCUAAGUAGGGCUCCGGAUCAUAUGGGAUCUAUCCUUGUGCUUUGCGUCAAACUUCUUUGACCUAGAAAUUUUAACUUGGGUGAGUUCGGUUGGUAGGCUGUGCUUGUCUAUAAAAAAUGAUUUUCUGAGUUUGUAUUUGUGUUGGCUUAUCUUAUAUACGAACUUGUGCGUG
This is a messenger RNA of Zea mays, 2499 nucleotides long. RefSeq lists its product as uncharacterized. The record is from RefSeq and is marked validated. The transcript is spliced from 7 exons. Gene Ontology annotation, molecular function: carbohydrate binding; hydroxyproline O-galactosyltransferase activity. Bases 12 to 1997 code for a protein of 661 amino acids. Lineage: Eukaryota; Viridiplantae; Streptophyta; Magnoliopsida; Poales; Poaceae. Gene Ontology annotation, cellular component: Golgi membrane.